CCCCACAGGAACAGUGGUCCAGUGCAACAGAGCUUUGGGCUGCAACACCAGGAUGAGUGCCAAUGCUGGUGGUAGUGGUGGUGUGGACUGUGGUGGCAGUAGCAGCAGCUCUCAGACUUCCUGUGGGCCGGAGUCCUCGGGGUCUGAAUUAGCUCCAGCCACACCGGCACCUCCGUUGCUACAGGGGUUCCUGGGCUCUGAUGAGGAAGAGCAGGAAGAUCCCAAGGACUAUUGCAGGGGUGGCUACUACCCAGUGAAGAUAGGUGAUUUGUUCAAUGGACGGUACCAUGUGGUGCGCAAGCUAGGCUGGGGCCACUUCUCUACAGUCUGGCUCUGCUGGGAUAUUCAGCGCAAGCGCUUCGUGGCCCUGAAAGUAGUGAAGAGCGCAGGGCAUUACACAGAGACAGCUGUGGAUGAGAUCAAGCUCCUGAAAUGUGUCCGGGACAGUGACCCUAGUGACCCCAAAAGAGAGACCAUUGUUCAACUCAUUGAUGACUUCAGGAUCUCAGGAGUUAAUGGAGUCCAUGUGUGCAUGGUGCUAGAGGUCCUGGGCCACCAGCUCCUCAAGUGGAUCAUCAAGUCCAACUACCAGGGCCUGCCUGUACCCUGUGUUAAGAGCAUUGUUAGGCAGGUGCUACAUGGUCUGGAUUACCUCCAUACUAAGUGCAAGAUCAUCCAUACGGACAUCAAGCCUGAGAACAUCCUACUGUGUGUUGGAGAUGCCUACAUCAGGCACCUGGCUGCUGAAGCCACAGAGUGGCAGCAGUCAGGGGCCCAGCCCCCAUCCCGCUCCACAGUCAGCACCGCCCCCCAGGAGGUCUUGACUGGUAAGCUAUCCAAAAAAAAGAGGAAGAAGAUGAGGCGUAAAAGAAAGCAACAGAAGCGGCUGCUGGAGGAGCGGCUGCGGGACUUGCAGAGGCUGGAGGCCAUGGAAGCGGCAGUACAGGCUGAGGACUCCGGCUCAAGAUUAGAGCGGGGCAGCGGCUCCACCUCUUCUUCAGGCUGCCACCCAGAGGCCACCAGGGCUGGCCCCUCUCCAGCCUCUUCUUCCCCUGCACCUGGGGGUGACCGCAGCUUUAGUCCCAGUUCACAGACCUCAGGUUUUUCGGGGUCUCUGUUCUCCACGGCUUCCUGCUCCAUCCUCUCAGGCUCAUCUAAUCAGCGUGAGACUGGGGGUCUUCUGUCCCCUAGCACACCAUUUAGUGCUUCCAACCUUCUGGUGAACCCCCUGGAGCCCCAAAAUGCAGACAAGAUCAAGAUCAAGAUUGCAGACCUGGGCAACGCCUGCUGGGUGCACAAACACUUCACUGAGGACAUUCAGACUCGGCAGUACAGGGCAGUGGAGGUGCUGAUUGGUGCUGAGUAUGGCCCCCCAGCUGACAUCUGGAGCACAGCAUGCAUGGCUUUUGAGCUUGCCACUGGUGACUACCUGUUUGAGCCUCACUCUGGAGAAGACUAUAGUCGUGAUGAGGACCAUAUUGCUCAUAUCGUGGAACUUCUGGGAGACAUCCCACCAGCUUUUGCCCUCUCAGGCCGCUAUUCACGGGAGUUCUUCAACCGCAGAGGACAGCUGCGGCACAUCCACAACCUCAAGCACUGGGGCCUAUAUGAGGUACUCAUGGAGAAGUAUGAGUGGCCCUUGGAGCAAGCCACACAGUUCAGUGCUUUCCUGUUGCCUAUGAUGGAGUACAUCCCCGAGAAGCGGGCCAGUGCUGCUGACUGCCUCCAGCACCCCUGGCUAAACCCCUAGAUCUCACUGGAGCUGUGGACAGCAGGGGCUGUGCAAGCUUUGCCCUAGGUCACAGUACCUUGAGGGAAAGCAGGCAACUUCUAUCACCCUGUGGGAACUGCUCCUCCACCCUGCUGGGUGCUAUUGUGCUCGUUCCUGCCCCAUGACAGGACAGAAAUGCUGGAGCAAGUUCCACAUCUCAGCCAGUCCACUUGUGAUCCUUCCAGACGGUCUUGAGUGGGAAAGAGUGCCUGUUUCUUUCUUAAUA
Cricetulus griseus (Chinese hamster) is the source of this 1997-nucleotide messenger RNA. The record is from RefSeq and is a predicted model, not a curated record. NCBI's taxonomy places the organism in Eukaryota, Metazoa, Chordata, Mammalia, Rodentia, Cricetidae.